AUGUGGCAGCCCAGCUGUGCUGAUUUUUCAUGGGCCAGUGAGAUCCGCACGGAAGAAAGAAAAGUGAUCUUGCAAGGAUUGGGCAAAAAUUGGAUUCGCACAAGAACAAAUCCAGGACAAAGAAUUUCCUUUGAACUUGUUAAACUAUGUAUAGACUGUAUAGAGGGUUUACUUCUUGGGAAUCUUGGGGACAUUUGGGGACCAUCCUACAUCAUCCUACUGCGAUUUGUGCAGCCUUUUCCAAUGAACGUCGGCGACCACGAAGUUCGAUCAGAUGCGCUGAAGGAGCUGGAGGUUUCGAUGACAGGAAACUUCGGGAAAAAAUCCGAACUGUACAAGGUUCAGCGGGAAAGCAAUGACAAGAAUCUUGGCAUCCUUCGUGCUGCGGUCUCAAGAUCGUACACAGUGGAAUGGCGACCUUUGCACCAGUCCGACACGGCGGUGGCGAGCAUCCGGGAUCUAGAGGCAGCACGGCGUGGCUCCACCACACCGUGGAAAUCAAUGCGGUGCCCAACCAGCCCCCUGUGUCUGCGCUGCCAAUGGCCAGAACGUCGUUCUUGGUUUUUGUGUCUGCUGAAGAAGUUGAAGAUGCCCACCAGAGUCGUCAAACUGGUUUUGGGCUUUGCGCGACCUCACCGAGUAGCACGAGCUGUGGACUUGCCACCAUGCACUGAACUCCGUGUGCGUUGGAGGGACCCGUUGGAACAGGAGAUUACACCCGAGGAGCAGGAACAAGAAAGCAGCCAUGGACGGGCAGGAACGGCCAUCUGCGAGUAUUACGACCCAGCAAGCUUGGCCAUGGAACUCCAUGCCAUGACGAUGUACCCCAUUGACCACUUCAAAAUGCUACGUGGCGGGCUGCUUCACUUGGUUGGGGAGUACCAGCUGUUUUGGAGUGCAGUUCUGAAUUUCGCAGACUUCCGCAGCUGUGCCCCACUAGAGGGGCUCUACAAGUGGGGCGAAACUGUUCCACGGCUGGAGUACCGAAGGAUGUGCCAAUGCUUGCAGUUUGGCUUGCCUAAAAUGCAGUCACGCUCCAGAUUUGCACUGCUGAUGUGCAGGGAGCUAUGUGCCGAGCAGAACGACUUGCACACGCUUCCAUGCUGUGCCUAUGCAGAUCUCGAGGAUCAAACUGUCACGGAUGAGCCAAUGCCGCGUUGGUGGAAAGAUGCAGUUCACGAGUGGGACCGUGUGUUCACUCGCAUGUUUGAAUGCAAUGGAGAGCCGAAAGCGAUUGGUUGCUACUACUACUGCUUUGGAGGUUGUGCUGCACCCCCAGAUGGGCCAGAGCAGUGCCCAUAUUGGCAUGACUCACUGUGGGGUGCGCAUGCGUAUGCCUGCAUAUCUUGCCCUCGAAUAUGUGGCUUUUGUGGAGACUUUGCUGACGAGCUCCGCUGUGGAGCCUGCAAGAUGCGUUUUUAUUGUUCAGACGUUUGCCAACGAGAAGAGUGGAAAUACCACAAGGCGGAAUGUCGAAGAGUUAGAUGACAGAGCUGCGCAGCAUUGCUUUGCACUGCACCACCGCGCAUGCUACAGCAGAAAA
This is a messenger RNA of Cladocopium goreaui, 1543 nucleotides long. The record is from the annotation of a GenBank genome assembly. NCBI's taxonomy places the organism in Eukaryota, Dinophyceae, Suessiales, Symbiodiniaceae.